Molecule: messenger RNA, 1494 nt
Organism: Labeo rohita (rohu)
Lineage: Eukaryota; Metazoa; Chordata; Actinopteri; Cypriniformes; Cyprinidae
Product: axin-1-like
Exons: 7
Coding region: 53-1357 (434 amino acids)
Biological process (GO): negative regulation of canonical Wnt signaling pathway
Source: RefSeq, a predicted model, not a curated record
ACUCACAGCAGCUGCGCCACUCAAACUCCACUCAGGAGUUUCAGAUGACAUCAUGAGUUACCGCGGUGAUGUGGGUGGAGACUUCAGUGAGGAUGCACCUCGUCCUCCAGUGCCGGGUGAGGAGGGCCGUGAGGGCGGGCUCUUCUCCGGUAAGCCUGCAUCUCAUUGGUCGAAGUCUCUGCCAGCCGCAACGUGCCGGUCUAAAGCGGAUCUGGGGUUUGAGCCCGAGGGCAGCGCGUCACCGGGCGGCCCGUACGAGCCCUGGGCAGAGACGCUGCUCACGCUGCUGGACGACCGCGACGGCACGGCCUUGUUCCUGCACUUCCUGCGGACGCUGGGCUGCUCCGCGCUGCUGGAGUUCUGGUUCGCCUGCAGCGGCUUUCAGAAGGUCCCUGAGGAUGCGACGGAGCGGCGGCUCAAACUGGCCAAAGCCAUGUACCGCUGCUACCUGUGCGACGGUGUCGUGUCCCGCAGGAUCGCGGCUGAGACCAGGUGCGGCAUACGGGACGCCAUUCAGCAGCUGCAGCUCGACUCCAGCCUGUUUGCGCAGGCACAUGCACAGGUGCAGGCGGUGUUACAGGACAGUCUGUUCCCGCUGUUCCUCCGCUCAGACGUGUAUCUGAAACACACUCAGACUGGCGAACCGGCGCCUGGGACUCGGUUACCUGCAUACCAGACCACGCCUUCUCAGGGGGAGGAGCUUGAGAAAGAGACACACCCUCCCCACAACGCAGCCAAUCAGAAGCGUGCAGGUGAUCAGGAGUGCAGGCCGCGGCGUCACGCGUGUCAUCGACACCACCGAACACGAGACACGAGACACACACACCUGCCACGCACUCCGGUGAAGAUGACGACACACACGUUUGCAGCUGAACUGAUGAGACGUUUGCAGGAGCUGCAGACACAAACUCAAACUCGAAUCCCUCCAGCGCUGACACGCGCAGAAGAAGAAACAGACACCAGUGCCACUACGGCAUCCUCAUCAUGCUGUUCGCUAAAGAUACCGGACAGCGGCUGUGAUACGCAGCGUGACAUCAGCACACGGCAGGACACGCGUGACGUUAACGUGAAGAGCGUCGUGACGAGUCCUGCACACACACACCGGUGUGUGACGGUGGUGUACUGUUACGGUGGAGACGUGAUCCCGUACCGGACGUGUGUUCAGGGCGUCUCCGCUGUGACUCUCGGUCUGUUCAAGUCUCUGUUGACGCACAAAGGGCCGUUCAGGUUUUUCUUCAAGAGAGCAAGUGCUGAGUUUGACUGCGGUGCUGUUUAUGAGGAGAUACGAGAGGACGACGCCGUCCUGCCCAUGUUUGACCGGAAAAUCUUAGCGAGAGUGGAGAGAAUGACUGAAUGAAUAAAUCUGUCACUUCAAAACAGUGACUGUGAACAUCUGAACACAAGCGUUGUUCUGUACAAACUCUGUUUAAUGUGAAUAUGAGGCUGAGUUUAGAAUCACAGUGAAGAGUUUGAAGUGUUUGCUGCUUUUGAAUG